UGAAACUGUGGGGCUUUUAAGAACUAAAACAAGACAAAAUCAAUAAAAAAGUUUCUAAAGCUGUUAAAACACACCUUCCUGGAAGGGUGACCUCCCCUGGUGCAAACUGCCGCUUACUCUACCAACCAACUGGAACCGCGGCUUUAACGCCAGCUCUCAUAACCAUGGUGAGACAUGAUCCUCCUUGGCAACCAGUCCUGGUUGUUCAGGUGAUGGCAAGACCAUCAAACUCUGCAAACUGUCCCUCCAGAGUGAAACACCUGAGAUCUACGUUCUAUCAGCUGAGAAUGAAGGAUAUAGUCAGUCUCGCUCUGUUGCUGGGAAGUGCUCGCCUUGGCCGACCCUGUCAAAAAGUGGAUUCAGUUUUGUUGUGCCAGGACGCUCUAACAAAUUUCAUCCAUGGCUGUACCACCAUGUUUGUGAGUUUAAGGAAUGUUGGAGAAAUCAACUCCACGGUUCUGCAGAGUGAAAACCUCUCCUCCAUCACCAGGUUCGAAAGCAAAAACUCAGGAAUCACAGGAAUCGCUGAAAAUGCCUUCAGCUCACUUUCAAAUCUGAAGGUUCUCAUCUUAGACGAUAACAGGUUGUCCAACAUUAACCAGAACUGGUUCAGAAACCCUGCUGCCAUCAGUGAGCUGGUGCUCUCUUUCAAUCGGAUGGAAGAUUUAAACGAGUCGAAUCUGAAGGGACUCACAAACCUCAAGAAGCUCAAGCUGAAUGGGAAUAGGAUCCAAACCAUCCAUCCCGAUAGCUUCAGCUCCCAGAGCAUGUUGACUGAUCUGGAUUUGUCUGAGAACAGGUUGAUGAGGCUCUCCCCGCACAUCUUCUCGUCUUUAAAGUCUUUAAUGUUCAUCAGACUUUACGGGAACCCCUGGAACUGCUCUUGUGAUGCCCAGGACUUUGUUGAAUCUCUCAAAGAAAUGAAUACAUCUCUACUGGUCAAUCUGAUGAGUGUGACAUGCGAGACUCCUCCACAUCUGAAAGGUCUACCAGUGAUAAACGUGUCUGCGUGUUCGACGCCUCCACCACCAGGAACGCCCUCUAGGAAUCGCACUACUCUAACCACCAAAACCCCAACAACCCGCCCAAUGCAACCAUCUGCAAAGACAAAAACGACUUUCCAGCCCAAACCCACCAACCCACCUGGAACAACCUCUGCUCACACGGGACAUUAUGUGACAUCAUCAUCCUCAGCCAUCUACCCCACAUCCACCAAGAGAUCUGUAACUACACCUACAGGAGGAGAUGGUCCAACUACAACCUCAAACACAAACGUCUGCACUCUAAUCGCAGUUAUUGCGGUCCUCUGCCUGCUGCUGCUGCUUGUUGUGUGUUUCGUGGCAGUGAUGCACAGAAGGAAUCGCAGCAACAAAGCUGUGAGGCCUGGAUGUCCAACAGAAGAAGUGAGGUAUGAAGGAGACAGGAUACCGGGUCAGGAUCAGUCAAGAUUGGGAUGCUCUGGACACAGAUGCCCAGUGGAGGCUUGGAGAAGAUCCUUCACUGGCAUCAGAGCAAAGUCAGCAAACGCGAUCAUCCUCUCAUCUCCUUUCUGUGUGUCUGAGAAAGACAAGGUUACUUCCCAAACUGAGAUAGAAGUUCCUUCAGAAAACUCUGCGAACGAGGACCUAGUAUCUGAAACUGGAGCAGAAAUGGGAGAAGGAUGUCAUCUGGAAACCUUCACAACCAUAGACUCGGUGGAAGAGUGUGUGAGACAAGAAGGUGACACUGGAAGCCUCUAUAAAAAUCAGGAAUGUGCUCACGUCAACACUGAUGUUAUACCUUACCUAAGUAUUGGCACCAAGCAGAACAAACCCAGUCCUGAUAAAGACUCUGCAGAAAAUGCAGCUUUGUGUUCACAGAAAGGUAAAUUCAUGAGGAGGAUCUCCACCUGGCCUCCUACUGCAUCUCAGUGGCAGGCAAGAUGCAAAAGAAAAGAGGAAGAGGGGGAGGAAGUUCAUGAGUUUGCUGUUUGGAGUGUAACCAUGGAGCUCUCAGAAGAUGUGAAGAUCAUGAUGGACCAUCUCAGCAGCUCUAAUCAGUGUGAAAUGGAGAAGGAAACAGACCUGAAUCUGAGACUUUCAGACAGCUUUAAACCACCUGGGUCUCCUGUCAGUGUUUUGGAGGAAGAAGGAAUGAUCCUGGAUCCAGGUUCUGUGAGACAGGCUCGUAUCCAGGUCAGCGCCAAUGAAGAGCUGAAGUCUGAGAAACAUCCUGCACCGAAGAACAGCAGCAAGGCAGAUGUGAGGAAGGACCAGAAGCGGUCUGUGACCAUCAGACAGAGGGCAGAAAACAGAGCCGCUCCUGGGUCAAAAGCGCCCUCUGGUGGCGCUUCUCCAGAUGAUGAAACUCUGCUUUCAGGAAAUGAAUACGCCUUCAUGGACCUGCUUCAUGAAGUGGUUCAGAACAACGGCCGCUGGACAAGAGAGAGGUGGAAACAGAUUCACCUUAACAAGCAGCGGCGAUGAAAACAAACUAGUUUGUGCUCUUUUUAAUCACUCUUUAAAUGAAGAUUUUUUCUGUUGCUGGGGCCAGGUUCUCAAGUGAAACUGAAAUAUUAUUCAUUAACUGAAAUAAAUCUGCUGAUUACGUUUCCAUUUUAAAAUCCUUUUCCGCUCAGUAAAACAAUCUUUCUGAUCCUUGCUCAUGUUGUUAGUUCUUUUUGUCAGAUGUUUUAUGGUAUAACAAAAUUUAAUAAAAUAUUUAAAAAAUGUAGGUUUUUAUCGAGUUUAUGCAAUGCAUCAAUAUUUACACGCCAAUCAUUAGUUUUCUUUUUUCUUUCUCAUACUUUAUAUCAGCUUCAGGGUUAAAUCCUGACUUGGGUGUGUGUGUCAUUACUUUACCAGUGCUUGGAUGUUGUCACAAUUUAUAGGUAUUGCUUUUUGAGAUAGAAUGGAGAUCUGGACAGUGUGUUGGCCAUGGACCCAAACUUUUGAUCUUCUUGGUCUGGCAACGUUGUUCUUGCAGGAUACAGUAUUAUAAUUCGUGUGUUGCUUUUUCAGUAUUUUUUUUAGCCUGCACAUUUUUUUUUUUUACCCUAAGUUCCCUGCUGCCAUUUCUAAGCAAGCUCUGCACUGGUGGAAACAUGAUCAUUCAGCUGAUUCUGUUUUAUGAGACAGUCCUGGACUGUGUUGUUCACAGUGAAGCUUUCGUCAGAGACUAGCCGUUUUGAUGCAUAUCGAUGAUGAUGUAACAUUCAGCACAGAAAAAUGAUAACUGACCGCCGGCUGAGGGAUGUUCCCACCAGGUGCGAGUCUAUGGUUCAUUCAAGUACAAACUUUUUCACGCCCAGCUGCUGAGUGGAGCUCACCCGGUCUCUCUGAUUAUAAUUUAUGCUGGCACUGAACAAUCGGUUCCUUAUAGCGUUUUUUUUCUUCAGGCAUUUAGGAAUCAGUGAGACCCAGGGCUCAACGGGCUGCGCCUACACCCAAAGGAUGCAGGAUGUAGUCUAUGUCUCACUGGGUCCGUCCGGACCACAAACAUCAAGCCUUCUGCUCUCAGAACAACUUCAAACUCGGCCUUCGGCAUGCGUAAGCGCUCAGAGGUGCCCUGCGCAACUGAACAGAAAGGAUAAAUAAAUUAAACACAUUUGCAUCUUCUCCUCUUAGACUUUGAUCUUGGCGGUGGUCCCCCGGGGUUCCCGGGCUUUGGAUGUCUGUGGUUCCGAUUAUCUCUCUGUCCGCCUCGGUUCCUGGGAGGCAGGUCUGUGGCUCCUCACGCCCGCUAUUGAAUAUUCUUAUGGAGACGCCUUAUAUACACAAGCGCGGUUGCCACAGGUGUUUACAGAUAUAUGGAUAUGCUCCAUAUUAAGCUGCGGUUGCUACUAAAUACAUGCGUUUGUUGUUUGUCUCUGUGGUUUUUUCUUCUUUCUCUCUUUCUGCAGGUGUAGAAGCAGUCUAUCCGUUCAAUCUAUUCUUAUCUCCUCCUCCCCCUUUUACCUUUUGCCCCACCUCUCUCCCUUUCUUUCUCCAUUUUUUUCCCUUUCGUUUCCGUCCUCGUGUUCAUUGCAUUUGAAAUAACCCCAAAGCAGUUCAUAAUGAAAUUUUUUCAGACAAUUCUGGGUGCUACUCUGCCGGACAGGACGCGUUAAAAAAUCCUUCACAACAAUCAUCAUUUUGGUUGUGGUUGCACUUUAGUUUCUCAAAUGCUGGAAACAAAAGUGAAAAAUCUUAUUGGCAGAAAAUGUCAACCUUUAUUCACCAUGGAAUAUGGAAAACAAAAACUGUACAUUUCUGUAUUUAAUGAACUUUCAAACUGAGGUAUGUUUCAUACCACCCCUUUUCGGCAGGUACUUCCCUGGCAAACUUUUCAAAUAUACGGUGAAGUCAGCCUCAUUUUGUCAUAAUUCUGCUGAGUGAAAGAAAAGUUUAGCAGUUAAACAUUGAUCUUUAAAAGUACAACAUGAAAUAAUUCCUUUAAUUGAAGAAAAUGAAUCCUUUAAGUAAAAAGACCCUCAACAUUCACUGUUGUCAGCGUGUUACUCCAGCUUGUGGCAGACAAGAAAGCCCUGCAGAAGGUCUGAGGGGAGCUGAGAAGGUUUGGGCUCUCAGCAUUAUCAGUCUCCUCACACUCUUUCCAUUAAAUGGCUGCCAUCAAGCAGAGUUAACAUUAAAAAUAGAACCACCAGACUGCAACAUAGCUUUCUGUUAAUACGCUUAAGAUUAUAUACUGUGCAUUAGUUGACUUAUUUUGAUUUAGUUUUUACACUAAUCUCUUAAAGACCAUAGAGAAACUCAUUUUGCCAUAUGCUAUUGACAUCAGUAGACUGAUUUAAUUUGAAAUAAAUGGAAGUGAUGCAUCCAAACUGCUUGUGAAUAUAUUUACGCGGUUUCAGAUCAAAUAAAACCAUGUUCCAGUCAGUGUAUUUGGCUGCAUGCAGUGUUUAUUUGUCCGUAUCUGUAUGUGCACUUCUCAUAAGAAAUUGUACAAAAUGGAUCAUCCUUUUUUUUUUUUUUUUUUUUUGACAAUGAUUCAAAAACAAAGUGGAGGUAAACAUAAUACGUUGGCUUCUGAUAACAUCUAGACAACAUGCACAUUCCAUUCAUAUGAAUAGAGUCUCAAAUAAUGGCUCCAACUUGCAAGCAGUUGAUUCUGUUAUGGGUUUUUAAUCUAGCAACAGGAGACUGCGCUAAAUGCCCUGCUAAGUGUAGGAAAUAUUUUGUUCUUGGCAAGCUUUUUAUAUCAAAACAUGCUUUUAAGAGAUAACAUGCCCCAUGUGUUGGUUAAGUCCUGACAUCAGAAGACAUCCAGUGAAGUCCUGCAGGACUGUUAGGGUUUGUAGUAAGGAUUCUGGAAGGUGUUACGAGUAGAUUGGCAGACUGGUUGCAUCCUCCAUUGCAGUUGCUCACUCUUUCACUGCACCGCUCUUCUAGCCUGUAAACUGUCACUUCUUACUCUGUGAAACAAGAUUUCUGGACCACGAAAUAAAUCAAAGCAAUCCCUCCUUUCUCACUUUAGGAUCAUUUGAGAUGAGAAAUAAGACCACAACAUUCAAAAUGUAAAAUGUGCAAACAUCUGCAGGGUAAGUCAUGCUGACGGAUGCAUUGUGGGUCUUUGCACUGCAGAUAAAUAUUUUCCAUGUUUUACAGAUUCAAAUUAAAGGGUCAUGCUGUUAUGCUCCACACAUUGCUACAGAGCUUAGUGCAAAAAUAGUUUAAGUCCUUUUUACUUUUCAUGGUAACAAAACCACGUAUAUAGUUCAUAUUUACAGUGAGUAAACCCAAGACACAGAUAAAAAGGAUAAUGGAUCAGGAAUAAAUACUGAAACUGUGGUGUGCACAAAGUGAGGCUUUAACAAUUUAAACCACAGCACCUAGUUUUCGAAAUAAAUUAUACUUGAUUAUGUUUGUGAAUACCUGUGCAAAAUAUACUGCUGUGCAGAACUUUAAAAUGUGCUAGCCAUUUGCAAUCAAACAGAUGUUAUAGCUAACAUAUUUUGGUCAAAUCAGGUUUUAAGUAAAAAAAAAAAAAAACAGGCUAACAAAAAAAAUGUUUAAAACCUAUGAUACAUCACAGAUACAUUUGUAAUGAUCGUUUUGCAUGAAUUACAGUGAUGGGGAAAGCACUAGCCCCCUUUCAGAUUUGCUUUAUUUUAGCUUUUUGUCACACUUUAAUGUUCAAAUAAAUUUUUAUAUCAGAAAAAGAUAACCUAAGUGAUUACUACAUGAAGUUUUUAAAUGCUUAAAGCCAACCUGGCCCUAUGAAAAAACUUUAACAUUUGUUUAAUUUCACUAACCUGGUUCCUGCUUGACUUGUAGAACUUUAAAUAGUACCUGUCCGACAACAGGAAGUAGGCUAAAAGAUCUUAAAAAGCGACACAGAAUGCCCCCAUCUAACAAAAUUCCAGCUAAUCACUGUGAGAGCCAUUAUCCGCAAAUGAACGAAACAUGAAGCAGAACCUCAAUAAUUUGUAAACAAACCAGAACAACAUCUAAAGCACUGCAGUACUUGCCUCAGCUAAGGUCGGUGUUCAUGAUUCAGUAGUAAGAAAGAACCUGAACAAAUCGUCAUCCAUGAGAAAGUUCUAAUGGAAAAACCACUGCCGACCAAAAAAACCCACAAAUUCCUGCCUCAAAUUUGCCAAAAACAUC
Girardinichthys multiradiatus is the source of this 6587-nucleotide messenger RNA. RefSeq lists its product as uncharacterized. Bases 165 to 2465 code for a protein of 766 amino acids. Gene Ontology annotation, molecular function: protein binding. The record is from RefSeq and is a predicted model, not a curated record. Gene Ontology annotation, cellular component: plasma membrane. The transcript has 8 exons. Lineage: Eukaryota; Metazoa; Chordata; Actinopteri; Cyprinodontiformes; Goodeidae.